AUGAUUAUUUUAGAUCUUUUCCACCAGGUUAUCAAUUUUUCCCAACUGAUGAAGAGUUGAUUAUCUCUUAUUUGAAGAGAAAGAUCUUGAAUCAAGAACUACCCAUGAACCGGAUUCGUGAUGAGAAUAUCUAUAAUUACCAUCCUCGAACUCUUGCUGGGAACGAAAGUACCCCAAAGGAUCUAAGCCUAAUCGAACAAGGUGGAUACUGGAAAGCAACCAAAAGAGAUGAAACCAUCAAAACUCAAGGUGGUGAAGAAAUUGGAUAUAAAAUGCAUUUGGAUUUUUAUGAUGGAACACAUGCACAAGGUACAAAGACAAACUGGAAAAUGCAUGAAUACAGGAUCAAUGAAGAGAAUGGCAUUAGUUCCCGAAAUAAUAACAACAAGGGUGAAGGCAGCAGCAGGAGGUUGGAUGAGUGGGUUUUGUAUAAGAUUUACAUAAACAAGAAUUUCAAAGCUGAUACAAACAACCAUAGUUCAAAGACACCAGACAAUUUUGAAGUAGUACUCCCAGUUACAAAUGUUACAAUGACUAUAAAAACUUAUCAUCAGCUAUUCAGCAUGAAGAUCAAGAUCAAUCUCGCAACGCCUCACAGUUCGACUACUCAACUUUGACGAACAGUUGUGUAGGAUCCAGCAGCAGCAACGUCUGGAAUCAAAACUCUACAGAUCAUUACAACACGUACUCGAUGCAGAUGAGUCAUGACCCAUCGUCGUCACAAUUUUUUUCUUCUGCGUUUCCCUUGCAAUCUUCAACAGACCAGAUUUGCACAGCUGGGUUGGAGCCUGUAGAUGAUAAGAUAUCAGAGGUCGAUCCAAGUUCUAUUGUGUUACCUGCGCAUGUCAGAGAAUAUGUCCAGUCUAUUCAGCUUGUAAAGGAUGAAGGUGAUGAUCAUGUUGCUAAAUGAAGUAGAUCAGUAUCUUAGCUUAAAUAUCUUCCGAUAACAGAUGAUAUAUUGCGUUAAGUGAUGAUGAAGGUCAUAAAAAUCAGUCCAAAGAAAUCUUAUGCACCAAAUAUUGUCAAAUAUAUCUGUACAUAUAUGGUACUUUGAAACAGAAAACUUUAGGAUAAUAAAUGUUCUAAAAUUAUAUUUUACAGUACAAUUAGGAUGAAGUUAAUAGCGGAUAGUUGUGCUAUCGCUCAUGCAUAUUGACUAUGAUAAUGCGUCUGCCUAUCAUGUUGAAGUUGUGGCAAUGGCGCUUCAUGCAGAAGAACCUUCAUCACUUGUCCUGCUUUUGGUCUCUCCUUACUGUUGAGGAGAGUGCACCAUAAUGUAAAGAAAAUAUUCAGUAGUUGGUAAGAAUAUCAGAGUAUCAGCUCUUUUAGGAAUGUAAAUAUAUGUUUCCUAGUACAGAACUAAUAGUAAAGUAGUUUCCUAGUUGGUCCCUGAUGUAUACUGUAUAUGUAAUCCCUCUUGUAUC
Molecule: messenger RNA, 1424 nt
Organism: Fragaria vesca subsp. vesca
Lineage: Eukaryota; Viridiplantae; Streptophyta; Magnoliopsida; Rosales; Rosaceae
Product: NAC transcription factor NAM-2-like
Exons: 3
Coding region: 105-617 (170 amino acids)
Biological process (GO): regulation of DNA-templated transcription
Molecular function (GO): DNA binding
Source: RefSeq, a predicted model, not a curated record